Molecule: messenger RNA, 518 nt
Organism: Thamnophis sirtalis
Lineage: Eukaryota; Metazoa; Chordata; Lepidosauria; Squamata; Natricidae
Gene: LSM8
Product: LSM8 homolog, U6 small nuclear RNA associated
Biological process (GO): mRNA splicing, via spliceosome
Cellular component (GO): U4/U6 x U5 tri-snRNP complex; U6 snRNP; precatalytic spliceosome
Molecular function (GO): mRNA binding
Source: RefSeq, a predicted model, not a curated record
GAGACGAUUUAGUUUGUCGCUUGAGAUCGGGAAACGUCGCGAUAGCUUAUAACCGGGCGACCGAGCGUUGGAUUCGAUAGUGACCGUCGCUAUGACCUCCGCGUUGGAAAACUACAUCAACCGUACUGUUGCUGUGAUUACUUCAGAUGGUCGGAUGAUUGUGGGCACUCUCAAGGGCUUUGAUCAGACAAUCAAUUUGAUUUUGGAUGAGAGCCAUGAAAGAGUAUUCAGUUCUUCACAAGGAGUGGAACAAGUAGUAUUAGGGUUAUACAUUGUGAGAGGAGAUAAUGUAGCUGUAAUUGGAGAAAUAGAUGAAGAAACAGAUUCAGCCCUUGACUUGGGAAAUAUUCGAGCAGAACCUUUGAACUCAGUUGUACAUUGAAAGACAAAAGAAUAAGGACUGCUUUACAUAAUUAUUUAUACAAUGGCAUGACUCCUUUUUAAAAUUUGCAUAAUUUGGAUCAUUUAUACUUAUUUUUUACUGUUACAGCUUUAUGUAAAUUAAAGUAUACAUUUUA